AUGCCUACUCUGUGGUCACCCUCCACCGGGGACCAUGGCUCUUCCUCAGGCAGUGAGUCCUCCCCACUUCGAAAGUCUAUGAGACAGUCACAGAUGGCCUUGUCUCCUUCCUCCACCAUCCUACCCUGUAAUGACAGAGACUCACAGGGAACUCCAGAGUGGGAUACCCCCUCAACUAAUGAAGACAGUGACUUCGAAGACAGCGUAAGACGGAACGUGAAGAAGAGAGCAGCAAAACGGCCACCCAAAGCUGCCCCAGUAGCAAAACAUCGGAAGAAACAGUCCCAAAGAGUACCUAGUAGGAAUGGCGAGAACAAAUCAGUGCCACCAACCAAUGACCUUUUUGAUGCUGUGAAAGGUGCCAGAAGUUGCAUGCAGUCCUUGGUGGAUGAGUGGCUGGAAAGCUACAAGCAAGAUGAAAACGCAGGAUUCUUGGAGCUCGUUAAUUUUUUCAUCCGAGCCUGUGGAUGUAAAAGCACUGUGACUCUUGAGAUGUUCAAGACAAUGUCCAACUCAGAGAUCAUCCAGCAGCUAACAGAAGAGUUUAACGAGGACUCAGGAGACUACCCCCUGACAGCUCCAGGUCCAUCCUGGAAGAAGUUCCAGGGAAGCUUCUGUGAGUUUGUGAAGACAUUGGUCUAUCAGUGCCAGUACAGCCUGCUCUAUGAUGGCUUUCCUAUGGAUGACCUUAUCUCCCUGCUCAUUGGCCUCUCAGAUUCCCAGGUCCGAGCCUUUCGUCAUACAAGUACCCUGGCUGCCAUGAAGCUAAUGACUUCUCUGGUAAAAGUUGCACUCCAAUUGAGUCUGCACAAAGACAACAAUCAACGUCAGUAUGAGGCUGAACGAAACAAGGGGCCAGAGCAGAGAGCACCAGGGCGACUAGAGAGUCUGCUGGAGAAACGGAAAGAGUUCCAAGAAAAUCAAGAGGAGAUAGAGGGGAUGAUGAACGCCAUCUUCAGAGGUGUCUUUGUCCAUCGGUACAGGGACAUCCUUCCUGAGAUCCGUGCUAUCUGCAUUGAGGAGAUUGGGUGUUGGAUGCAAAGCUACAGCACCUCCUUUCUCAAUGACAGCUACCUAAAAUACAUUGGCUGGACCCUGCAUGACAAGCACAAGGAAGUCCGCCUAAAGUGUGUGAAGGCUCUGGCAGGGCUGUACACCAACCAGGAGCUGAGCUUGCGGAUGGAGCUCUUUACUAAUCGCUUCAAGGACCGGAUGGUUUCCAUGGUCAUGGACAGAGAGUGUGAAGUAGCAGUGGAGGCCAUCAGAUUGCUGACCCUUAUUCUGAAGAACAUGGAGGGAGUACUGACUAGUACAGACUGUGAGAAAAUUUACUCCAUCGUAUACAUUUCUAAUCGUGCUAUGGCCUCUUCUGCAGGGGAAUUUGUGUACUGGAAGAUCUUCUAUCCUGAAUGUGGGGCAAAAGCAGUGAGUGGCAGGGAGCGACGCCAGAGUCUACAAGCCCAGAAGACUUUCAUUUACCUUCUACUGGCCUUCUUUAUGGAGAGUGAGCAUCACAACCAUGCUGCUUACUUAGUAGACAGCUUGUGGGACUGUGCAGGGUCUUACCUGAAGGACUGGGAGAGUUUGACAAGCCUGUUGUUGCAGAAAGACCAGAAUCUGGGUGAUAUGCAAGAGAGAAUGCUAAUAGAAAUCCUUGUGUCCAGUGCCCGGCAAGCUGCAGAGGGUCACCCACCAGUGGGGCGCAUCACUGGCAAGAAGAGUCUGACCGUCAAAGAACGCAAGCUUCAAGCUUAUGAUAAGGUGAAGCUGGCUGAGCACCUCAUCCCCCUCUUGCCCCAGCUCCUUGCCAAGUUCUCAGCAGAUGCAGAGAAUGUUGCUCCCCUGCUCCAGCUGCUUGGUUACUUUGACCUCAGCAUAUAUUGCACUCAGCGCUUGGAGAAGCACUUGGAGCUGCUUCUGCAACAACUCCAGGAGGUGGUGGUGAAGCAUGUGGAGCCUGAGGUGCUUGAGGCCGCAGCACAUGCCCUUUACCUGCUCUGCAAGCCAGAGUUCACCUUCUUCAGCAGAGUGGACUUUGCCAGAAGCCAAUUAGUGGAUCUUCUGACUGAUAGAUUCCAGCAGGAGCUUGAUGACCUAAUGCAGUCAUCCUUCCUCGAUGAGGAUGAGGUAUACAGCCUGACAGCCACUCUGAAGCGUCUCUCUGCCUUCUACAAUGCUCAUGACCUGACCCGAUGGGAGAUCUCUGAACCAUGUUCUCGACUCCUCCGGAAGGCUGUAAACACAGGAGAAGUUCCUCACCAGGUGAUUUUGCCGGCCUUGACUCUGGUAUAUUUUUCCAUUCUCUGGGCAGUAACCCACAUUUCAGAGUCUACUUCCCAAAAGCAGCUGAUGAGUCUGAAGAAAAGAAUGGUAACCUUCUGUGAACUUUGCCAAAGCUGCCUCUCAGAUGUGGACCCAGAGAUCCAGGAGCAGGCUUUUGUCUUAUUAAGUGACAUGCUUCUCAUCUUCAGCCCUCAGAUGCUUGUAGGGGGACGGGAUUUCCUUAGGCCUCUUGUCUUUUUUCCGGAAGCUACUCUCCAGUCGGAACUAGCCAGCUUCCUCAUGGACCACGUCUUUCUCCAGCCUGGAGAAUUGGGCAAUGGUCAGUCACAGGAGGAUCACAUCCAGAUAGAGCUUCUGCACCAGAGGCGCCGCCUGCUUGCAGGGUUUUGUAAGCUGCUGCUUUAUGGAGUGUUGGAGCUGGAUGCAGCCUCAGAUGUGUUCAAACACUACAACAAGUUCUAUGAAGACUAUGGUGACAUUAUCAAGGAAACAUUAACUCGGGCAAGACAAAUUGACCGCUGUCAGUGCUCUCGGAUCCUGCUCCUGAGCCUAAAGCAGCUCUACACAGAGCUGAUACAGGAGCAGGGGCCCCAGGGCCUGACAGAACUGCCAGCCUUCAUUGAGAUGAGAGACCUGGCCCGGAGGUUUGCCUUGAGCUUUGGACCCCAGCAGCUCCAUAACCGAGAUCUUGUGGUCAUGCUGCACAAGGAAGGCAUCAAGUUCUCAUUGUCUGAGCUUCCUCCUGCUGGAUCUUCUCGUGAGCCCCCAAAUCUUGCAUUCCUGGAGCUUCUUUCAGAGUUCUCCCCGCGCCUUUUCCAUCAGGACAAGCAGCUACUACUAUCAUACCUGGAAAAGUGUCUGCAGCAGGUCUCCAAGGCACCUAGCCAUCCCUGGGGUCCAGUCACUACCUACUGCCAUUCCCUCCACCCUGUAGAGAACACAGCAGAGGCCAGCCCUCAGGGACCCCCCCACUCCAAGAAGAGGUGUCUUGAAGGCCCUUCCAGGCUUCAGGAAGAAGAGCCCUUGUCCCAGGAAGAAAGCCUUCAGUUGAACAGUGGCCCCACAACACCUACCCUCACCUCCACAGCAGUGAAGAGAAGGCAGUCUCUGAGGACAGUGGGCAAGAGGCGAAAAGAUAGACCAGGACCAGGACCAGGGCCAGGGCCAGAGCUGAUCUGCAGUCAGCAACUGUCAGGCACCCAGAGGUUGAAGAUGUCGAGUGCACCAUGUUUCCAGAUUCGAUGUGAUCGUUCAGGCUCUGGCUUGGGCAAGCAGCUGACCCGACUCAGCCUUAUGGAAGAAGAUGAGGAAGAAGAGCUAAGCCUUCUAGAUGAGGAAUGGCAACGUGGAGACAAGCUACUUCAUAGCCCUUCUUCUCCCAGUGAGCAUGGGCUGGACCUAUUAGAUACGACGGAACUGAACAUGGAGGAUUUCUGAUGGGACUUUAGGCCUCUCCCCUUCUCCACUUACCACUGCAAGGCCGUGAGUGAGCAGGAGGGAGUAAAAUGAAGCCUUCUUUGA
Apodemus sylvaticus (European woodmouse) is the source of this 3804-nucleotide messenger RNA. RefSeq names its product stromal antigen 3 (gene Stag3). Gene Ontology annotation, cellular component: nucleus; cohesin complex; chromatin. The record is from RefSeq and is a predicted model, not a curated record. The coding region runs from base 1 to 3720 and encodes 1239 amino acids. Gene Ontology annotation, molecular function: chromatin binding. The transcript has 33 exons. Gene Ontology annotation, biological process: sister chromatid cohesion. NCBI's taxonomy places the organism in Eukaryota, Metazoa, Chordata, Mammalia, Rodentia, Muridae.